AUGUCUCAUGAUUCUGGAGAAGAGAACAUUGACCCGGUUCUACAAGAAGAGAUUGAUGAUGGUCCGACAGCUUCUUCAGUUGGUGGGAAGAGAAGACGAACUCAGGCUGCAACUUCUACUGUACCGUCUCAACCGAGGAAAAAGCCAGCUCAUAGAUCUCCGGUUUGGGAGCAUUUUGUUCAGCAAGCACAUGAUCAGGCCCUCGCCAACUGUCGGUACUGUGGUCAAGCUCUAGGAUGUGACACAGUGAUUCAUGGAACAAGUGCAAUGAAGAAUCACAUUAGUAGGUGUAAGUUGUACAAGAUGCAUCUAGAGAGUGGUACUCAGAGUGUGUUGGCUGGUGAUAGCAGUGGUGUAAUGACUGCAAUCAAGUAUGAUCAAGCUUUGUUCAGAAGGAAGACAGCCACAUCAGAUAUAUACAGUAUGUUUCUGAGAGAGAAAGGAGCUUUGAAGGAUCUGUUUGGUAAGGAGAAGCAGAGAGUGUCUAUGACAACCGAUAUAUGGGUAGCUCCCACGACUUCUUGUAGCUACAUGGUGGUAACAGCUCACUGGAUUGACAGAGAUUGGAAGUUGCAGAAGAGGAUCAUCAGUUUUAAGCCAGUGACAGAUCACAAAGGUGAUACAAUUGCUGAGUACUUGGUAGCCUGUCUUGAAGAAUGGGGAAUUGAGAAGGUCUUCACAGUAACAGUGGAUAACGCUAAGGGGAAUGACAAGGCUCUAAGGGUAUUCACUGAUGCUUUGAUCAUGAGAGGACCUGAUUCUUUAGUUAGUAAUGCACAAAGGAGUAUAGUGUCCAUCAGAAAUGCGAUUAAGUAUGUGAGAUCAUCAGGUGAUCGGUUGAAAUCAUUUAUGUUGAGGGUCGACACAGGAAACGUAGGUAGAGGUAGUUUGUGUCUCGAUGUUGCUACUAGGUGGAAUUCAACCUAUCUAAUGCUGACAGCCGCAAUCAAGUUCUGGGUUGCAUUUGAGAAGAUGUUGGCUGAAGACAAGUUGUAUAACGACUACUUCAUGGAGACUGAAGAGAAUAGUGAGGAGAAUGGUGAUGAAGCUGAAUUCCCAAGGCAGAAGCAUGUUGGUCCUCCUACUUUUGCUGAUUGGGAUCAAGCGCAGAGGUUAGUUAAGUUCUUGAAGAUCUUUUACAACUGCACUUUGUCUUUUUCAGCCAGCAAAUCAGUGACCUCUACUGUUUGUUAUAAUGAGAUUGUGACGAUUGAGAGGAAUCUUAUCAAUCUAAGCACCAACGGUGAUGUGCUACUAAAGACAGAGGCGAUGAUGAUGAGGAGUAAGUUUGAAAAAUAUUGGGAUGGUCUCCUAAACAUGAAUCCAGUUGUCAUCAUCGCAAGUGUGUUUGAUCCCAGAAACAAGAUGCAGUUUGCUGGUCUUUGCUUCGACAAGCUUUAUGGAAAAGUUAGUGUCGAAAGUACUCUUCUAAGAACAUCAAUUAAGGGUGUGAUGAAGAAGAUGUAUGCAGAGUAUGUGAUGAAGUUGAGCGUAAGUGAACAAGUUGUACCAACUACUGGUGGAGUCGUAGCUGAUGCUGGAGUACCAGCAAGUGAUUUGNAGUGUCGAAAGUACUCAUCUAAGAUCAUCAAUUAA
Messenger RNA from Camelina sativa (false flax), 1596 nucleotides. RefSeq names its product zinc finger BED domain-containing protein RICESLEEPER 2-like. Gene Ontology annotation, molecular function: protein dimerization activity; DNA binding. The record is from RefSeq and is a predicted model, not a curated record. NCBI's taxonomy places the organism in Eukaryota, Viridiplantae, Streptophyta, Magnoliopsida, Brassicales, Brassicaceae.